CCCUCCUCCUCCUCCUCCUCUUCUUCUUCGUCGUCUUCCUCUUCCUCCUGCCUGCACUGAAGCCGGACUCCUCUGCCGGGGAAACUCCACCGACUAUCAGCUGCUUUUUGACGCCGACUACACCCUCCGUCAGCCGGUAAUCUUCCCCCGGUCCUGUCCGGCAGAUCUUACGCAUCAUGGAGGAGUUAGACGUCCCACAGAUGAGGAGAGAGGUGGAGAGCCUUCAGUAUCAGCUGGCCAUCAACAGAGAGAAAUCCUCCAUCACCGUUACUGAGCUGGUGAAGUGGAUCGAGGGUUGUGUGUGUGAGGAUCCAUUUCUGAACCCGGAGCUGAUGAGAGCCAACCCCUGGGUGGAGAAGGGCAAGUGUGUGAUCCUCUAAUGGUCACACACACAAUCACGGAUGCAUUCAAAAUUAAGAAUCGUGCACUCCCACACACACUCACGCUGCACUAACUCUCCUUCACACACAUUGUUGCUUUUAUCAUGUUUAUUUAUUGGGAGACUCCUGAAUGCUUUUAAUUUAUGUGAAGACUACUGUAUGAGUGAGUGAGUGAGUGAGCGUUCAGCACUGAGUAGCUUUCUAGAAGUUUGUUUUGAAGGACCACUGAGAAAUGUUCAACAACACGUUUUUAUUGGCUCUUUACACUGUCAAUCAAAAUAAAGACUGUUUUGAAUUUAA
Molecule: messenger RNA, 680 nt
Organism: Cheilinus undulatus (humphead wrasse)
Lineage: Eukaryota; Metazoa; Chordata; Actinopteri; Labriformes; Labridae
Product: guanine nucleotide-binding protein G(I)/G(S)/G(O) subunit gamma-13-like
Exons: 3
Coding region: 177-380 (67 amino acids)
Biological process (GO): sensory perception of taste; phospholipase C-activating G protein-coupled receptor signaling pathway
Cellular component (GO): heterotrimeric G-protein complex
Molecular function (GO): G-protein beta-subunit binding
Source: RefSeq, a predicted model, not a curated record